UUUGUUAUCGCCCAGAAGGUCAUACUGUUGUGUUGUGAAAUUUGUUUUCUGCGCCGAGCCAACAAUUCAAAAAUCUUUCUGUAAAUAAUCUUCUUUAAUGGCUUCUAACAAGGAAUGCCUUAUAAUAGUGCUGGAUGUGCGCACCUGUGCCGCCGAAGAAGUCAAACUGAAAUCGGCGAAAUGUGUGGCGGAGAUUAUUAAGGAUAAGAUCGUCUGCGAUAAGAAGGACUUUGUCUCCUUCGUCCUGGUGGGAUGCGACGAUAAAGAAAAAGAAACCGAACCAAAUGUGGUCCCAUAUGGAGACCCACAACUUUGCAAUUGGCAUCUUCUGCUGGAAUUCUUCAAAUUUGUUAAUAAAACAGCCUGCGAGGAAGGACAAUGGUUAGAUGGUCUUCAGGCAGCAUUGAAGCUUCAGGAAACCGCACUUUCUUUCAAGCCCGCCAGACGAAGGAUUCUCCUGCUCUUCGAUUUUAAUGACUUUCCGCAGGACUACGAUAAGUUCAACGAAAUUACGGACUACUUGCUGAAAGAAAACAUUGAUUUGAUUGUGGGCACCCACAACAUAGCCUACAAGGACAAUGCCGAGACGGAUCAGCCGCAGGCCAUUUUCAACUUCUCGCGGAAAUGUGGUGCUGAGGAGCUGGAAAACCAGAAGCACGUCCUCAGCCUCGUUCCCCGCUGCAAUGCAACGUUGUGCAGCUUCAAGGAGGCCCUGCUCACCGUUUUUAAGGUGACCAACCGACGACCCUGGGUGUGGAACGCCAAGCUGCACAUCGGCAGCAAGAUCUGUAUCAGUCUGCAGGGCAUGAUCGCCAUGAAGAACCAGACGCCCGUAAAGCUGACGAAGGUCUGGGCGGAGAAGGAUGAAACGGUGACCCGGGAGACGCGACACUUCAUCAAGGGCAGCGAAAUAACGCCACUGCCGGAGGAUCUGAUGUCUGGUUACAUGCUGGGCGGCACUCCGGUGCCCUAUGACGCGGACGUUCUGGAGCCCAAGGAACCGUUUCCGCCGGGUCUUCAUUUCUUUGGGUUCAUCAAACGAAAUGCUGUCCCGGAUGAGUACUACUGUGGCGAUUCUUUGUACCUUCUGGUGCACCAGAAGAAUAACAAGGCCGCCGCCGUCAAAUUGGACGCUCUGGUCCGAGCCCUCAUCUCGUCGGAUCGGGCCAUCAUCUGCUGGAAGAUCUUUAGCACCAAGUUUAACAGGCCGCAAAUGGUUGUGCUGCUUCCCCGUCUAGCAGACGACACUCAUCCGGCUACUUUGUACAUGCUGGAAGUUUCCUAUACGAGUCAACACCAUUUCUGGGAUUUCCCCAGUCUGCGAACGAGCAAGACGCAGUGCAGCGAGGACCAGCUGCAGGCCAUAGACGAGCUUAUCGAUAGCACCGAUCUGGAAUGCACCCUACGGGACACGCAGCAACCACGUCCAUGGGCCCAGAAUGAUCUGCUUCCCUUCGACGGGCUGCCCAGCAUCUUUGAGCAGAAUGUGAUGGACAUCCUUGAGCGAAAGGUAAUCUGGAAUGAUGACCGGGAAAGUGAAAUGCUCAAGGAAAAGAAUUUCGUAGAUGUCUUUUGGCGAGUGCCGGAACCCCUAGAGGAAAAGUCGAAAAGGGCGGCUGCCAAUGUGAAGAAGCUAUUUCCCCUGCGCUACAGUCGCGCCUGGCAGGAAAAGCUGCUCGCCAAAGAGCAGGCAGAAAAUGGAGUGCCCGUCAAGCAGGAACCAGCGGAGAAAGAAAUCCCGAUGCCAUCGGAUGGCGUGAGCUUGACCAAUCCCGGCUCAGAUUUCACGCGCAUCCUGGCAAGCGUUCGAUCCAUCACAAAUGCCACCCAGCGGGAUGCCCGGUUUCUGGCUCUAGCUGCCGAUACCCGCGUGGUCAUCCUCACUCUUUUGGAGCGCAAAAAGCUCAACUGCGAGCAGCUGGGCGAGAUCAUCGCCCUUUACCGGCAGAGCUGUAUGGACUUCAAUACUUUCCAGGAGUACGACAAGUUCGCCGAGGAGCUUAAAAAGAUCACGCUGGCCAAGAAGCACAGCGAGUUUUGGCAGGACGUCGUGGUGGACAAACAAUUGGGACCUUUGGUAAUGGGCGAACUAACGCUGGACGACGAACUUGCCCUGAAAGCCUACUACACCAUUGAGAAUUGGCAGGAGAAGGAGCCAAACGAUACAGAAGACAUGGAGAAUUGACUUAUUAUUUUUUCUUAUAAUAAGCAACUGUGUUAUUCUGCGUCAUUUAUAUACUACUUUUUACCUUCGCCUGGAAAUAAAAUUGUUAUUAAAUUUA
Molecule: messenger RNA, 2282 nt
Organism: Drosophila suzukii
Lineage: Eukaryota; Metazoa; Arthropoda; Insecta; Diptera; Drosophilidae
Gene: Ku80
Product: X-ray repair cross-complementing protein 5 Ku80
Biological process (GO): double-strand break repair via nonhomologous end joining; telomere maintenance; DNA recombination
Cellular component (GO): nucleus; Ku70:Ku80 complex
Molecular function (GO): telomeric repeat DNA binding; double-stranded DNA binding; damaged DNA binding
Source: RefSeq, a predicted model, not a curated record